This is a messenger RNA of Symsagittifera roscoffensis, 1517 nucleotides long. RefSeq names its product prolyl 4-hydroxylase subunit alpha-1-like. NCBI's taxonomy places the organism in Eukaryota, Metazoa, Xenacoelomorpha, Acoela, Convolutidae. Gene Ontology annotation, molecular function: protein binding; procollagen-proline 4-dioxygenase activity; iron ion binding. The transcript is spliced from 11 exons. Gene Ontology annotation, cellular component: endoplasmic reticulum. The record is from RefSeq and is a predicted model, not a curated record. Bases 48 to 1517 code for a protein of 489 amino acids. Gene Ontology annotation, biological process: peptidyl-proline hydroxylation to 4-hydroxy-L-proline.
UUUUUGCUUUUUCAAACUUCUAAUUUAGAGCUAACCUUCUUUUAAACAUGUUCAGAGCGCUGACUCGUUCUCGAUCUUUUUUAUUAUGUGCUUUUUCUUAUUACAUGUUGCGUUUUCUAGUUUUUAGUUUGCUCUUAGGCGGAAAUGCUAUCGCCUCCCCCAAAAAUGAAGGAGAGGGGCACAAAGUGGACAGGAACAAAAAAGUGGACAUGGGCCAUGGCAGUCUCUAUUCUUCAGGGGACACUUUACUCUACCUGUUCGAAUUCGACUUCAAACUCUCGGGAGGGUUGAGUACUAUACUACGACACUCUGACACUCUGAGGGAUCUGUUUAAAGAAGAGAACAUUUUGAAAGAGGUCACACAUGCUGUAAAACAACCUCCAUGGGACAACCCGCAUGUGGUUUUUCACCCAAUUAAUCAGUUCAUUCUUCUCUACAAGUUCAAUAAAGUAUGGCCGAAAGUUAGCAGAAUCGCACACGCGUUGACCAAAAACGAAACAGACUUCUCAGUUUGGGAAAAAAUGUUCCGAGCGGAUUCAAUAAUAGAAUAUUCUCAACUGAAGCCAAUGCUACAAGACAUUAAAGCACUGACUAUAAAUGACAGGGAUCUGAAGAAUGCGGCACUUGGUCUGUUGAGAUUACAAGAGGUGUAUGCACUGGAUGUCGAGGCAAUUGCGAAGGGAGAUAUAAGGUCCUACAAGAGUAUUCGUCCCCUUCGUACUGGUGAAAUGAAUGUGCUAAUCGAUGCAGCAGUGGAGUAUGAUGACAUUUGUCGAGCUCUGCUCUGGGUGAGACACCUGUCAAUCAAAUCAGCCGCCAAACACAAGAUGGAGUUACUGGUUGAACUGCGUGAAGAAGAUCAGGAAAUGUGUGAUAAGAAGUUCUGCAUGCGAGGGGAUAAAUGUCUACACGAGAAAACACAGAUAGAAAUCAACUACGCACAUCUAUGCAGAGACCCAGACAAAUUUCACUCGCCAGACAGGACCUUGAAGUGUGGCUACUUGACACACCAGCCUGAGUUCAUCUUGAAGCCUCUCAAGGUCGAAUGGGUACUGGACGAUCCACCGGUGUUUGUCAUCUACGACAUAGUGAGUGAAGUGGAGAUAAAGGAGAUGUGGGAUGCCUCCCCCACUCUGAGCAGGGGGAUAUUAGUCACGGAUGAUGAGACGAAGAAGUUCAGUGAGACCAGGACUGGCACCACUGCGUGGCUGGGGGAUCAAGAGGCACCCAUCGCCGCAAAAAUCUCCCACAGGGUGGGGAGGGCCAUCAACAAGAGUAUGGACACAGCUGACAAGUGGCAGAUGGGCAACUAUGGCAUAGGGGGACAGUACUACUUCCACUCUGACUACUUCGAGCCACAUUUUUUGACACAGCAGUGGUUUUACCCUCUAGGAUGGGAAAACAGACUGGUGACUUUCAUGGUCUACUGGAAUGAUGUAGCUGAGGGUGGAUACACUGCAUUUCCUAUUCUUGGAUUAUCCAUCAAACCAGGUACGAAGAUGCAGAUCGCUUGGUGA